UGCCGAAGAUGGCGGAGGGGCAGGUCCUGGUGCUCGAUGGCCGUGGCCAUCUCCUGGGCCGGCUGGCAGCCAUUGUGGCCAAGCAAGUGCUGCUGGGCCGCAAGGUGGUGGUGGUGCGCUGUGAGGGCAUCAACAUUUCUGGAAACUUCUACAGAAACAAGUUGAAGUACCUGGCCUUCCUCCGCAAGCGCAUGAACACCAACCCCUCCCGAGGCCCCUACCACUUCCGGGCCCCUAGCCGCAUCUUCUGGCGAACCGUGCGAGGCAUGCUGCCCCACAAGACCAAGAGGGGCCAGGCUGCCCUGGACCGGCUCAAAGUGUUUGAUGGGAUCCCACCCCCCUAUGAUAAGAAAAAGCGGAUGGUGGUCCCUGCUGCCCUCAAGGUGGUGCGACUGAAGCCCACACGCAAGUUUGCUUACCUGGGCCGCCUAGCCCAUGAGGUGGGCUGGAAGUACCAGGCGGUGACAGCAACCCUGGAGGAGAAGAGGAAGGAGAAGGCCAAAAUCCACUACAGGAAGAAGAAGCAGCUCAUGAGGCUGCGGAAACAGGCAGAGAAGAACCUGGAGACAAAGAUCAACAAGUACACAGAGGUUCUAAAGACCCAUGGACUCCUGGUCUGAGCCCAAUAAAGACUUAGUCCUUCA
Molecule: messenger RNA, 644 nt
Organism: Echinops telfairi (small Madagascar hedgehog)
Lineage: Eukaryota; Metazoa; Chordata; Mammalia; Afrosoricida; Tenrecidae
Gene: RPL13A
Product: ribosomal protein L13a
Exons: 8
Coding region: 9-620 (203 amino acids)
Biological process (GO): negative regulation of translation; translation
Cellular component (GO): cytosolic large ribosomal subunit; ribosome
Molecular function (GO): mRNA binding; structural constituent of ribosome
Source: RefSeq, a predicted model, not a curated record